AUGUCCACCCUAACGUCUAAUACUGCCCGCCGCUCCGCCUGCGACAGAUGUCGCGCCCACAAACUGCGCUGUAUCCGCGAGCCCCUCCCCAAAACCUCCACCACUGCCACUCUUCCUGCUGAUAACCUACUUGAUCCAUACUCGUCAUCGUCGUGUCGCCGAUGUCUGAAUAUCGAUACAAGUGUAAGCGCAGGGACAGGGAUAGGGACAGGCACGAGGAGUGAGAAUGGCUGGAAGGGGCCAUCGAGUGGAUAUAGAGCACCACCAGAUACUGCUCCAUCACCCGCCGACAUCACCACCCUCAGCCCAUUCAACAUCGCCGAGCCCUUCCUCUUCGAUGCUGGGCUAUUCAUGGACAACAGCGACAUCUUCGAGCCUCUAACAGUCCCCGGGUUCGACGGAACUGAGUCGUCCGUAGCACCAGUAUCAGUAUCAUCGCUGCAGGGAACAGCCUCCUCAUCGUCAGAUGCAUGUGCAUGCGAGUAUGGCGAUGCAGAGGGUCGAAUCGAGCACAUCUCACACACCUUAUCCACAUACCUUGCACAGCUCUCCCUCGGCCCACCGGCCAUCACCCUCACAACCAUCAUCUUCACUCACCCUACCCCUACAAAAGGGGAGUGUGAGAGGACGGAUACGGUUGAUAAUAUCCUAAAGUACACAACGCGGUACGUCGAGGCGAUCAAAGCGGUACACCAAUCGAUUACUUUCAGGAGUAAAAAUGGUGCGCAGAAGAUUGACUCCACAAUGGUCCUGCGCCUGCUUACCGGCUACGUGACGCUGAUCAAGCUGUAUCUGAUUCUGUUCGCGCACGUGCACGAGUUUCUGCAGGAUAUCAUCACGGACUGUGACGAGCAGGAGGAUGGAGUAGGGGGGAGGAAGUUGGAGGGUAUUCCGGGGAUACAGAUCCUCGGGUCUGAUAUUCGUACGUCUCCCUCUACAUCUACGUGUAUAAAUAAUGUGUGGGCUGACGCACUGAUCAUCACGCAUCUGAUUGCGUCUAUCGAGCAGAUGCUCGGUCUGCGCGUGGAGUACAGACUCGAUAACAGGCAGCGGAAAACUGGGGAAAUGAAGAACGGUGAGGAAAGGUUGUUUUCGGAUGAUGAUGAGGAGAUUGUUACUGCCGUUAUGCGGAAAGAGGCUGCUAGCGUUGAUCCGAUGAGAGGGUGUGGAGGGGUGGAGGUGCUGAGGGCGACGAUUGAGCGGGUUAAGAGGCUUGUGGAGAGGCUUCCGCUGUAA
Molecule: messenger RNA, 1236 nt
Organism: Talaromyces proteolyticus
Lineage: Eukaryota; Fungi; Ascomycota; Eurotiomycetes; Eurotiales; Trichocomaceae
Exons: 4
Coding region: 1-1236 (411 amino acids)
Biological process (GO): regulation of DNA-templated transcription
Molecular function (GO): zinc ion binding; DNA-binding transcription factor activity, RNA polymerase II-specific
Source: RefSeq, a predicted model, not a curated record